Calypte anna (Anna's hummingbird) is the source of this 954-nucleotide messenger RNA. It is a transcript of the gene HHIPL2, whose product is annotated as HHIP like 2. The record is from RefSeq and is a predicted model, not a curated record. NCBI's taxonomy places the organism in Eukaryota, Metazoa, Chordata, Aves, Apodiformes, Trochilidae.
AUGGACCCUCAGAUCAAUAAACUUUGUCUCAGUUUGGAGAACUACUGGUGUCUGGGUUAUGGGCUGCCUUUCCAGCCCCUCUUUCACUUGAAAUUCUUCUCUGCCUAUGAAAAUUUUGGCUGCUGUGACCAGAAGAGACACAACAGCAUUGCAGCAAAAUACGGGGAUGUUAUGGGUUAUAUUGAUCCUCUGGGCCAUAAACUAUGUGGAUGUAAAGAUAUCCUAUGUCAGAAUUCUGGCACCUCCUUGGGAGGGGGAUACGCCCUUUCAGCACUGGUGCUGAAAAAAAGUCGGCUUAUGGCAUUAAAGGAAGAGGAGAAGACUAGUAAAUAGAAGCAAGAUAUCCGCAUUGGUAGCAUGAAAGCUUGUGCUUUCCCUGGAAUGAUAAGUUUUUAUAGAAAAUUUAUAUUUACUGAGGAUGAAGCAGGUGAGCUUUAUUUUAUGUCUACUUCUUAUCCCAGUACCUAUGCACCACAUGGAUUGCUCUACAAGUUUGUUGACCCUGCAAGGAGAGCUCCACCAAGGAAAUGCAAAUACAAGCCUGUUCCAGUGAAAACAAAGAGUAAAUAGAUACUGUUUGUUCCAUGGGCAAAGACUGUCCUUGAUCUGCUUAAUGCACCUUCAACAACCAAGCCUCAAAAAAUAGCCUCUUCUACCCCCACUGCAGCCAUCCCAACGUUUUUUUCUAAGAAAGCUAACCAGACCCCAUUUACAAAAAUGAAAACAUCAACAGUGAAGCCAGCUCCAUCUGGUAGGAGGAAACAGUGAAACAAAUUUGAAGCUGAACCUCACAAGCCAAAACAGGAACAGAAGGUUCCACACAUUUCCAGAAUUACACCAGUGCAACCUUUACCGAAAUAGAGGACCUUCCACUGAGCCAGAACCAAGCAGCUUCUUCCAUAGAAAGCAGUAGUAGCUAAGAAAAAAAAAAUUGAUAAGAGGAAGAAGAGAUGA